Scleropages formosus (Asian bonytongue) is the source of this 2012-nucleotide messenger RNA. RefSeq names its product laccase (multicopper oxidoreductase) domain containing 1 (gene lacc1). The record is from RefSeq and is a predicted model, not a curated record. Bases 517 to 1800 code for a protein of 427 amino acids. The transcript has 6 exons. Gene Ontology annotation, molecular function: copper ion binding. Lineage: Eukaryota; Metazoa; Chordata; Actinopteri; Osteoglossiformes; Osteoglossidae.
UUUAUGAUGGCCCGGUGGCCUGCUACAGUUACCAUUAAUACAUGCUUAGAACUAUUAUCAGAGAACCGCAACGACUCCAAAGAGUGCACUGAAAUUGUUUUCGAGAACAACGAAGGAAUAAUUAUAAUAGCAGGAAAUAAUGGAGGUUUGUAAAACGUCCAGAAACAUUCCACGCCGCGAGACUAGUCUAGUUCCGCGUGGCUGGUUUCUGGACCACACACAGGCAGCGUCACAAUGACAAUGUGGGUUUCCCCCGCACGAGCGUCAGCAGAGACUAGUAGAGCAGGAAGCGCGCGCGGUACGUCCCCUGUAGAGGACGUGGGAGCGGCUGCAGUGACGGGUCGCAGCUGAGCUGGUCAGGUAGCGGAGACCUUGAUUUCAGUGAUCUUUCACCGGCCCGCGCUGCCAGCGGCUCCUCCUCCUCCACACGGCGAAGUGAACACACUGAACACUGACUGACUGUCCUGCGCGCUUUCGUUCGCAGCUCCUUCGCUCCGCUCUCCUGAGAGGGACGCCAUGGCCGAAGCCGUGGUUGUGGAUCUUGCGCACAGCGUCUGUCCCCAGGACCAGGACUGCGUGCACAAAUGCGUGGACAAAGUCAGGGCCAUGGUGGUGGAUGGUAACAGGUACACGGUGGCCUGGGUCAUGACUGACAGAUAUGAGAAUGAUUCCACUGACAGGCGCUUGAGUCCCGCUUCAUGCCUCCGCGAGAGCUUCGUCGCUCAGAAUGGCGGCGUUCUCAUCCUGGAGCAAGGCUGCGUGGUGUCUUCCUGGUAUCGCUUUAAACAGACUCUGGACGAGCUGGACCUGAGCGCUGUGCUGGUCAUCGCGUCCACCCAGAGGAAGGCCGUCCUGCAGGCCUACCAGGAGCUGCUCUUCACCGCCGUCUACCGUUUCAGCUACGCUGAGGCCUUCGACGACUGUCUCUGUGCAGCAUGCAGAGGCGUCCUCGCCUGCGGUCUCCAAACACACAUCAAGGAAGAGGUCGCCGGCUUCCUGAGCCAGUUGCCUGCCAUCGGUGGGGUCAUUUCCAUCCUGAGGUCCCCUUUAAUCCCAGACAACUUCUCGCAUGGCUUCACCACCAGGACUGGAGGCAUUUCCUACAUCAGCACUCUCCGCUCCCUGAACCUCUUCAGCAGCUCCAGGCGACGGGACCCCAAGACGGUCGUCGCGGAAAACCUGCGGCGCCUCGGUCUCCAGGCCGGCUUCGACCCCGCGACUUUCCACCUCGUAAAGACUGAUCACGCCAGCGAUGUGUGGGUGAUGGGGAAGCCGGAGCCCGAGAGCUACGAUGGAAUCGUAACCAACCAAGUGGGUGUGGUCAUCGCAGCCCCCGGAGCCGACUGCAUGCCGCUGCUCUUCGCCGACUCUGUGGCCAAGGUUAUUGGUGUGGCUCAUGCAGGCUGGAAAGGUACCUUGAAGGGGGUUGCUAUGGCAACAGUGAAUGCCAUGGUGUCGGAGUUUGGCAGCAAACUGAGCGACAUCGUGGUGGUAAUCGGUCCCUCCGUGGGACCCUGCUGCUUCUCUCUGGAUCGAGAGUCGGCCGAAGAGUUCCACGCCAUACACCCCGACUGCGUCAGGGCCAGGGGCACGGUGAAGCCCUACAUCGACAUCCGGUUGGCCACAAGAAUUCUCCUGCAGCAGGGCGGAAUCCUUCCUCACCACAUCCAGGACAACACUGUUACCGACAGGCCUAACGUGACCCUCUGUACUGCCUGCCACCCUGACGCCUUCUUCUCCCACGUGCGUGACGGCCUCAACUUUGGCACGCAGAUCGGCUUCCUGUGGAUAAAGGGCUGAUGAAAACUCAUAGCGUGAUGUGAUUAAUGAUGACGUGAACUUCAGACGGGGUGUUUGUGACGCGCAGACUGACGCGCAGACUGACACGGACCGACUGACUCAGAAUCUAAGACCGCAUAAACCUCAGUAUGCCUUUACAGUAAAACCACUAGAGAAUACAGACUGGCCUCUAACGGCUCUGCCUAAUGCUCACGUGUUUUGUCCUUGAAAUC